Molecule: messenger RNA, 920 nt
Organism: Arachis duranensis
Lineage: Eukaryota; Viridiplantae; Streptophyta; Magnoliopsida; Fabales; Fabaceae
Exons: 8
Coding region: 34-774 (246 amino acids)
Cellular component (GO): nucleus; cytoplasm
Source: RefSeq, a predicted model, not a curated record
ACAAAUUAAAAUUAGUUAAGAGAUAAUGUAAAAAUGAGUGGGAAGAGCAGGGGAGACAUGGGGGAAGACAAGAACUCGGAGGACGACAACGCCGCCGCCGCCGCCACCACCACCACCGCCAUGACCACCCUCUCUCGCCACUGUUUUGCCGAUGAUGACCCCGAAGCACCAACCUUAUGCAUAUCCAUCAUUGAGAACAUGAAGGAGGACUAUGGCCUGUUCGUAUGGCCCUGCAGCGUAGUUCUCGCUGAGUAUGUUUGGCAACAAAAGCACCGAUUUGAAGGAGCUACUGUUAUUGAGCUUGGUGCCGGAACUUCCUUGCCUGGUUUGGUUGCAGCAAAAGUUGGGGCCAAUGUUACUCUUACUGAUGACUCCACCAGAUUAGAGGUGCUUGAAAACAUGAGAAGAGUGUGUGACUUGAAUAAAAUCGAGUGCAAUGUGCUAGGAUUGACAUGGGGUGUUUGGGAUUCAUCCAUAUUCAGUUUACAACCAACUAUUAUUCUAGGGGCUGAUGUCUUGUAUGAUUCAAACGCCUUUGAUGACCUCUUUGCCACUGUGACGUUUCUGCUGCAAAAUUCCCCUGGGUCAAGUUUUAUAACCUCGUACCACAAUCGAAGCGGGCAUCACCUUAUUGAGUUCUUGAUGAGGAAAUGGGGCCUAAAGUGUCUCGAGCUGCUUGAUGGAUUUUCUUUCCUUCCAUCCCACAAGGCAUCAUUGCUAAGUGGUAACAUUCAAUUGGCAGAGAUAGCUCUUAUCUCAAAAGAUAAUGCAUGAGUCCUUCCGAAUCUCCUGCCCGCCAUUGAUGCUGCUCAUUCUGAUCAUGGCGUUAACAAAAGCCUCAUAAAAAGCCUUUUUUGAGGCAGCAAACUUAAAGACCAGGUUCUUACCCUCUUGGCUAUCAAGCAGAACUUGAUCAGAAG